This is a messenger RNA of Naegleria lovaniensis, 1125 nucleotides long. RefSeq lists its product as uncharacterized. The transcript has a single exon. The coding region runs from base 1 to 1125 and encodes 374 amino acids. The record is from RefSeq and is a predicted model, not a curated record. NCBI's taxonomy places the organism in Eukaryota, Heterolobosea, Eutetramitea, Acrasida, Naegleriidae.
AUGCAAUUUCGAAUUUGGAAUGUUUAUCGACGUGUGGUUGAAAAAUUUGAAAAAUACAUCGAGUUGAAAAUUGCAAAUGAUCAAGACUAUUUGUUUGAUAAACGUUAUGAAACAAAUACUCCCUGGAUUAGAAACGUCACAGAGGUGAAAACUCUUUUCCAUGUCUAUAAAACUUUGACACAAUUAUUUAUUACCAAAGAUGGAAUUAUGUAUAUUCCCAAAUAUAAUCAGAAUGACAUACAUUCACAGCUUGAAACCAUCAAAGAUUGCAUCACUCAACAUUUAUCUUUAUAUUCAAAAUUAUUUAACAAAUUUCACAAGGACAUGACUCUAUUCGAAAUGUAUAAUCAAAUUCUUCAUUUCGAAAUCCAACAAUUAACAUGUAAUUUUUGGAAAUUUAAUAACCAACCACUAGUUCGGUUACGUAGCUCUACAAAACCCAUACAAAAGGAUUCAAAAUCCUUGUUACCUCUUCACAUUGCCUUUCACAUGGAUGAUGAAUUAAUGAACGAUGAAAAUUAUGAUCGACAUAAUUUACUUCGAGAUUUUGAAUAUUACAUCUAUUCAGAAGCUGGUCCUCUCAUACCUUAUUGUAGUUUAACAAUUUCUCAAACUAUUAUUCAAGGAUUGAAUUGUCGCUUAAAAUUUGCACGCAAUGAAUCAAACACUGAGAUGAAUUUCAAGAACACAUUUUUCAAAGAAGGAAAUUAUUGUGAGAAAAUUGAAGAGAAUUUGGAUGAAUUGUGGAAGAAUCGCGAUGCUCUUUAUUUCAGUGAUGCAGUGAUAUUUUUAUUUGAUUCUAUGAAAUUGAAAGAAAUCAAGUCAGAGAUCAACCUUGACACAUUGGAAACCGUUGAGUUAUUACCUUGCUUACGUCGGGUGAUUUUACAAUAUCCUUUUUCUCCCAUUGUUCUCGUGCUCUCAGAUAUUUAUACUGCCAACGAGUUUGAGAAUCAAAUUUCUCGUACAUUAUUGAACUUUCCUCAUGUCACUGGUGUUUAUGAGUAUGCACAAGAUAGAACAGUAUUGGAGGUGGCUUGUAACAGUGCAUUGUAUGGUUUGAGGAGCUGUGCACAGUUGCAUGUUGACCUCACGCAACAACGAAAAACAUGUGAAUUGCAGUAA